This is a messenger RNA of Sander lucioperca (pikeperch), 939 nucleotides long. It is a transcript of the gene eef1e1, whose product is annotated as eukaryotic translation elongation factor 1 epsilon 1. NCBI's taxonomy places the organism in Eukaryota, Metazoa, Chordata, Actinopteri, Perciformes, Percidae. Gene Ontology annotation, biological process: positive regulation of DNA damage response, signal transduction by p53 class mediator. The transcript has 4 exons. The record is from RefSeq and is a predicted model, not a curated record. Gene Ontology annotation, cellular component: aminoacyl-tRNA synthetase multienzyme complex; nucleus; cytoplasm. Bases 68 to 589 code for a protein of 173 amino acids.
UUGAGUCUUUUACCCAAUCAGGUCAAACGCACGCUGCUCUGCUCCUCUGACAGUCAGAAUCAGAAACAUGGCGUUACGGGAGCUAUCAUCGCUGGAGAAAUACUUAGGAUUGAAAAAGCCGAACAAGUACAGUACACAGGGGGAUAAGAAGAUACCUGUGCUACAGAAUAAUAAUGGUCCUCCACUGGUAGGGAUGGUGACUAUCGCCUGUCACCUGGUGAAAGAGGCCAAGCGCCCAAACCUGCUGGGAGACUGUGCAGAGAGCAGGGCUGUGGUGCAGCAGUGGCUGGAGUACAGAGUCUCCAAGCUGGACGGCUGCACAAAGGAAGACAUCAAGACCAUCCUGAAGGACCUCAACCUCUACCUGCAAGACAAGGUCUACAUGGCUGGCAACCAGUUCACCUUAGCUGACACUUUCAUGUACUAUGGAAUCCAUCCACUCAUAGUGGACUUGGCCAUCCAGGACAAGGAGCAGUACGUGAAUGUGACGCGAUGGUUCGACCACAUUCAGCACUACCCCGGCAUCCGACACCACCUCCCUCCCGUAGUUGUGCCCAGGAACAGACUUUACACCAGCAAACACCACUGAGACCCGACCCCCCCCCAUCCCAGCCUGACGCAUCACAAGCUCGUCUGUCUUUUGGACUAGACCUAGGCAAAUUAUCAUCUAAAAUCCAACAGCGUAUCGCUUCAUUGUCACAAUUUGAGGAUGUUUCCACAUAGUCACUUCUAUCCAAGAUCUCCUUUUAUCGGAUCAUGAUUCCUGCCUUAAUGUUUUGUCCUGGUCACAUACCUAAACCCUGUUUGCUCUUUGGGUUUAAAAAAAAAAAGUUUAACCAGGAAAAUCAACAACAAAACUAAAGCCUAACAGCUUUAGUGUAUGAGGAACUGAAACGCCAUUAAGGGAUUGCUUACUAAUAAAUUCAAGUUCAGUUCAUA